GCCUGUCGUCCCCCAUCUGCCUAAUGACUCCUUUUAGAGAGCCAGUGCAGAACCCAGUACAAGCCAGGUACAACAGGCACUUGUCCAAAGCCAGAUCGGUGGUGGAGAGGUCAUUCGGGAUGAUGAAGACCCGAUGGCGAUCCAUCUUUUUCAAGGCUCUUGAGGUGAAGUUCACGUUUGCACCAGUGGUGGUGUCCUGCUGUGCAUUUCUGCACAACCUGUGCCUUUCCAAUGGUGACAUUGUAGAGUCAGCAGAGGGUGAACCAGAAGAGGAGCCUGGGGAAGCAGAGGCUGAGGAACACACUUCUGCAGCACAACCUGGAGACGGUCUUCGGGACAGACUGGCCGCUGCUGUGUCAGCCCCAGGUGCUGCCAUCUCAGCCCUACGGGAACAUGAUUAUUAAAAGGGGAAUAUUCAAAUAAGUUAUUUCAGUGAUUAGUUGUUUUGUUUGAUUAACUGGUUAAAUAUGUCAUCAAUCUAUUCAAUAUACUGCAAUCUGUUUUUUUUC
Messenger RNA from Astyanax mexicanus (Mexican tetra), 509 nucleotides. RefSeq names its product putative nuclease HARBI1. Lineage: Eukaryota; Metazoa; Chordata; Actinopteri; Characiformes; Acestrorhamphidae. The coding region runs from base 24 to 404 and encodes 126 amino acids. The transcript has 2 exons. The record is from RefSeq and is a predicted model, not a curated record.